AUCUCGUCGUGAGACAGCAGUCGCUGGAACCGUUCUCACUGUCGCGAUGUUGUCUGCUUUCCCCUUCUCCGCCACGUACCCGGGCCCCGGGAUGGAGCGGGAGCUGGAGCCUCACAGCAGCGCGGGCCCUGUGCAGCGCCGCUUCUCGCCCUACGCCUUCAACGGAGGGACUGUUUUGGCAAUUGCUGGAGAAGAUUUUUCCAUUGUUGCCUCUGACACCCGACUAAGUGAAGGUUUUUCAAUUCAUACUCGGGAUAGUCCCAAAUGUUACAAAUUAACAGACAAAACAGUCAUUGGAUGCAGUGGUUUUCAUGGAGACUGCCUUACACUUACUAAAAUUAUUGAAGCAAGAUUAAAGAUGUAUAAGCAUUCUAAUAAUAAGGCCAUGACCACAGGAGCAAUUGCAGCAAUGUUGUCUACAAUCCUCUAUUCAAGACGCUUCUUUCCUUACUAUGUUUAUAACAUCAUUGGUGGACUUGACGAAGAAGGGAAAGGAGCUGUGUACAGUUUUGAUCCUGUAGGAUCUUAUCAGAGAGACUCCUUCAAGGCUGGAGGAUCAGCAAGUGCUAUGCUUCAGCCCCUGCUUGACAAUCAGGUUGGUUUUAAGAAUAUGCAGAAUGUGGAGCAUGUUCCUCUGUCCUUGGAAAGGGCCAUGCAGCUAGUGAAGGAUGUCUUUAUUUCUGCAGCUGAGAGAGAUGUAUACACUGGAGAUUCACUUAAGAUUUGCAUUGUUACUAAAGACGGCAUUAAAGAGGAGACCAUUCCAUUAAGAAAGGAUUGAUUUAUACACUUUUACCCUUAAUCAUUUGGAAGCAGUAUCUCAGUUUUUGGAAGGUUUAGUCUACUUGUGUUAUUGUAUGACUAAUUUGUCUUAUUAAAAUGUUUUUGAAAUGUUGGAAA
Gracilinanus agilis (Agile Gracile Mouse Opossum) is the source of this 900-nucleotide messenger RNA. It is a transcript of the gene PSMB1, whose product is annotated as proteasome 20S subunit beta 1. NCBI's taxonomy places the organism in Eukaryota, Metazoa, Chordata, Mammalia, Didelphimorphia, Didelphidae. Bases 47 to 781 code for a protein of 244 amino acids. The record is from RefSeq and is a predicted model, not a curated record. Gene Ontology annotation, cellular component: proteasome core complex. The transcript has 6 exons.